Messenger RNA from Oryza sativa Japonica Group (Japanese rice), 1050 nucleotides. RefSeq lists its product as uncharacterized. The record is from RefSeq and is a predicted model, not a curated record. Lineage: Eukaryota; Viridiplantae; Streptophyta; Magnoliopsida; Poales; Poaceae.
UCCCGUGGAUUCGCGGAACCUGCGGGCCGAGCCAAUCCGUAGCGCGGGCGCCACAGAAACCAGUGAUCCCUGAAACAAAAAUCACCACCCCCCGUAGUACAUCAAACAAUCUUUUGCGGCGGCGCGCGCCCUAUAUAUUUAUCGCGCCACCGAAGCCUAAGACCCACCACCACUACUUCUUAGAUCAUCAUCAUCAUCAUCUCAAUCUUGUCGAGAGGUGGAUCGAUUGAUUGGUUUGCGUUUAAUUAAUUGUUGGUUUGGUCGAUGGAGGCAAGAUCGAUGGACAGGCUGAGCGUGCACCACAACGGCGGCGGCAUCUCGAAGCCGUGCCACGGCGGCGGGAAGGGCGGCGGCGGCGGCGGGAAGGGGAGCAGGGGAGGCGGCGGGAAGGGGAUCAAGGUGGUGUACAUCUCGAGCCCCAUGAAGCUCACCGCCAGCGCCGAGGAGUUCCGCGCCGUGGUGCAGGAGCUCACCGGCCGCGACUCCAACGUCGCCGACCACGACCUCGACCAUCACCACCACCACCACCAGCAGCAGCGCUACCACUCCUUCUCCUCCUCCUCGUUCGGCCGCGCGUCGAUGAUGAUGCCGGCGGCUGCGGCAGGCGGCGUCGUCCCCCGCUCCAGCAUGCCGCCCACGAUGGCGACCGCGAACGCCGCCGGCGCGGGGCGGAUGAUGAUGGCGACGGCGGAUGCCACCGGUGGUGGCGCCGCCGGCGUCAUGGCCACGGCGGCGCCCAUGCCGUUCCAGAGCGUGUACGACCAUGGGAGCUUGCUAUACGGUCAAGACUACUGGUAGGCUGGUAGCUAGCUACAUCGAUCGGAGCUCCGUUUCCUUCUACAUGCCACACCACCAUGGAUACGAGUAUAUAUACCGUAUAUAUACUGCUUUCUGCUGUGCAUGUACGCUUGCUUCUGCCUUAGUUAUUGGUUCGAUCAUCUUGUACUUCCCUUGUACGAUCAUACUAAUAUGUUGUUAAUAUAGAGGAGAGGUUUGUAAUUAUGCGUUCGCUGUCUCAACUUUUAACUGAUCAACUGGAUAUUUUUCUUC